Messenger RNA from Eurytemora carolleeae, 1280 nucleotides. RefSeq names its product lachesin. Gene Ontology annotation, cellular component: plasma membrane; axon; neuronal cell body. Gene Ontology annotation, molecular function: axon guidance receptor activity; protein binding. The record is from RefSeq and is a predicted model, not a curated record. Gene Ontology annotation, biological process: homophilic cell-cell adhesion; synapse organization. Lineage: Eukaryota; Metazoa; Arthropoda; Copepoda; Calanoida; Temoridae.
UUGCACCCGUUGUAUCCGUGACCUCCCCAAAGGUAGAGGUGAAAGCGGGUCAGUCUGCAGUACUAAGCUGUACAGCUGUACAGGGCAACCCAGCCCCUGAACUGUACUGGACUAGACAGAUGAAAAAGUUUCGAAAUGGAGGCGAGAAAUUAACAGGAGACAAACUAGAACUCAAUAGAGUUUCAAGGCUUGAUUCUGGAUUCUACACUUGUCAUGGAGACAACGGGUGGGGGGAACCUGCAAAUUCUACAACGUUUCUUGAGGUUCUGCAUGCUCCUGAGAUAGAGCAACAGGAAACAUUUAUUCACACUAAGGAAGGAGCUGAGGUUGAGGUGACCUGCACAGUACACGCUGCUCCUCUAGCUACUGUUGAAUGGUAUAUGAACGGUCAACUCCUGGAACCUGAGACCAGCGUGAUCAGCAAACAGGGGAACAGGCAUACCCUCUACAUCACGGGUAUUGGUAACAAGCACACCCAUGGGAAGUACAUGUGCCGGGCUGUUAACGCGCUUGGAGAGGCCAGUAAGGUGACUGAGGUGAGCGGACGCGCGAAACCGGCGCAGAUGACCUCGUCGCUGGUUGGGUCAGAGCCGGACAGGUUCACCUUGACCUGGGUGACCCAGUCCAACACUAAGAUCGACAAGUUUAAGGUUGAGUACAGGGAAAAGGACGGAGAUAAGUGGAUUCAAGUUUUCUCUAGUCCCACGGAACCUACUCCACAAACCUUCCAAGGUUCGAUCCUGCUGGAAAACCUUACUCCGGGUACAGAAUACACUGGUAGGAUUGAAUCUAUGAACAUGUACGGGUGGAGUGAUCACAAUACACAGUUCAAGUUCUCCACCAAACCAAUGCCACGAGACAGUCAAAAACCAAAAUAUGAACCGUCAAUCUCUGAAAAAUCGUCCGCAUCGUCCAACAAUGUUUUCUGUCUAGGGGUUCUCACGUCAUUCGUCCUCAUCCUGAUUUUGUAAGAUCAAAAAUCUACAAAGGUAGGAUUCCAUAAAAACGCGAGAAUUCAUUCUGAAGAAGUCAGGAAAAUGACUGUGAUGAGCAAACCUUGAAGAAAUCAUGUGCAUGAUGUGAGCCAGUGACAAAAAACUAAUUUUAGAUUUUUGCGUUUUAUGAAACGCAAAUCGUGAACCAAACUAAACCCAGUGUUGUCCUAAACUGUUAUGUAAAAAGCUUGAAAUGUAAAAAAAUCUCGUAAAUUUCCAAAGAUUUGUGAAAUCGACCUCUACCUCAAUUUGAAUGUAUUUGAGAAAAAAAUUGUUGCUUUCAAA